This is a messenger RNA of Lactuca saligna, 844 nucleotides long. The record is from the annotation of a GenBank genome assembly. NCBI's taxonomy places the organism in Eukaryota, Viridiplantae, Streptophyta, Magnoliopsida, Asterales, Asteraceae.
UAGGUCAUGUGUGGACUUCUGACUAUGGUUGUUCAGACAAAGAAGAAGAGUUCCAAUGGUUGAUCAAGUAUUCGCCACUGCAUAAUGUGAAAAGACCAUGGGAGCAAUCUUCUAUAAUUCCCAACAAUACCGACCAACUUUAUUGUUGACAGAUGAUCAUGAUGAUAGAGUUGUGUCGUUGCACACUAUGAAAUUCUUAGUUACGAUGCAAUAUGUGUUGUGCACAAGCUUGGAGAAUAGCCCACAGACAAUUUACAACCAAGUGUUCAGAUUUAUAAUCUUCCAGGAGUUUUCACCAUAUGGGAAGUUCAUUGUUACUGCUGACCGUGAUUUCAAAAUUCGUGGUUGGAAGGAACUGGAAUUGGCCUUGUUGUACAUGAGAAAGAUCUUGGAAAAAUCUUUAAUAGGAGGAUGUAAAUGUUUGCUUAAAAUUUUGGUGUCUUGGGACUUCCUGCGGAUCAUAUUCAACAUUUCAGCUUGUUACCAUAUUCAACAUUUCAGCCUGUUACCAGGCAGGACAGACAUACGGAUGAAAGUGGAAAUCCCUCAAGAUACAGAGCUUGUGGAGCCGCUAGAUGAAGCUUGUAUAUGGCGCCAAGCAAGAGGCACCGCCACUGAAACUUUAGGAGCCAAGAACAAAGUUGAAUCCACAGAGAAGAUUUGUUUUAUCUUUCCAUACAGUAAAGACUUGGAGUUGAAUUUGGCUAAGUCAUUCUUGAGUGAGAUGGGCCAAUGUACAACUGCUUAUCCAUAUAAUCAGUUGCUUGGAGCACUAGUCUUAAAGAAUUAUGAAAAGCAAGAUGCAACUUUACUUAGUUGGAAUUUGAUGUACAGAGUAGAUUAG